GCCAGCAUCUGGGACCGGCCGAUUCUGCACCUCCGUCCGGCGCUGCCCUUUGAUUCGGAUUUCCAUCUUGCAUUCUCCGGCGGACCGCGGGACCUGGCUCGUGCAGAGGAGGGGGGCCGAUCGCUAUGGAGUAUUUCAUGGUGCCCACUCAGAAGGUGCCCUCUUUGCAACAUUUCAGGAAAACAGAGAAAGAAGUGAUAGGAGGGCUCUGUAGCCUGGCCAACAUUCCACUGACCCCUGAGACUCAGCGGGACCAGGAGCGGCGGAUUCGGCGGGAGAUUGCCAACAGCAACGAGCGGAGGCGCAUGCAGAGCAUCAACGCGGGCUUCCAGUCCCUCAAGACCCUCAUCCCCCACACAGAUGGAGAGAAGCUCAGCAAGGCAGCCAUUCUCCAGCAGACAGCAGAGUAUAUCUUCUCCCUGGAGCAGGAGAAGACCCGGCUCCUGCAGCAGAACACACAGCUCAAGCGCUUCAUCCAGGAGCUGAGCGGCUCAUCCCCCAAACGGAGGCGGGCAGAGGACAAAGACGAGGGCAUUGGCUCGCCGGACAUCUGGGAGGACGAGAAGGCGGAGGAUCUGCGGCGGGAGAUGAUCGAGCUGCGGCAGCAACUGGACAAGGAGCGCUCGGUGCGCAUGAUGCUGGAGGAGCAGGUCCGCUCCCUGGAGGCCCACAUGUACCCGGAAAAGCUCAAGGUGAUUGCACAGCAGGUGCAGCUGCAGCAGCAGCAGGAGCAGGUCCGGCUGCUGCACCAGGAGAAGCUGGAGCGGGAACAGCAGCACCUGCGGACCCAGCUCCUGCCCACUCCGGCCCCCACCCACCACCCCACGGUGAUAGUGCCAGCGCCGGCACCCCCUCCCUCCCACCACAUCAACGUCGUCACCAUGGGCCCCUCCUCGGUCAUCAACUCUGUUUCAACGUCCCGGCAAAAUCUGGACACCAUCGUGCAGGCGAUCCAGCACAUCGAGGGCACCCAGGGCCAGGAGGAGGAGCAGCGGCGAGCCGUCAUCGUGAAGCCGGUCCGCGGUUGCCCCGAGGCCCACGCCUCGGACACCGCCUCCGAUUCGGAGGCCUCAGACAGCGACGCCAUGGACCAGGGCCGGGAGGAGCCGGCAGGGAACGGGGGGCUUCCCUGACCAGCCCCCCAGCCCUCCUCUCCCUUCUGGGGGCUGGAGGGGGCGGGGCAGCAACUGGGAGAGAGACGAGGGUGAACGAGUGAGAAAUUUUUACAAAAUUUACGGCGUCAUUUGGGUCUCUUUUAUGACCUCUUUUUUCAAUACUGUAAAUCGUCCUUUGAGUGAAGCCGCUCUACCCGAAGUCCGGGGCUGGGGCGGCAGGAGCACCUGGCAGCACCCGGGCAAGUGGGGCUGGGCCUCAGCCCCGGAGGCUGGGGAAGCGGACCUGGAGGUGCCUGGCCUCUCUCCGCCAAAAAAGCAUUUUUUCAAUGAAACAUGUUUUUAAGAACAGGGAAAAAAAUCAAAACAAAACCCCACGGUAUUUCUGCCCUCUCCGGAGCCAGCCCGACGACCGUCAGUUUUUAAUUACCCCUUCCCUCCUCUUUCUUUGGUGUUCUUUCUCCUUUAAGCACUUACAUGGGUUGGGGGUCUGGCUGGGUCGGGGCUCUGGGGGUCCGGGGGUCUCCACUGCUUCUCGGUUGGGGUUUGCUGCUGACCUUCUCCCCUCCCCUCCCUCACCACCCGGCCCCCCACCUCUCCCUCCAGGUUUCCCAUCUUGCACCCCCAAAAAGUCUUUGUCUCUCUCUUUGUUUUGUUUGUUGUUGGUUCUUUUUUGGUUUUGGUUUUUUUUUUUUACAAUUUUGAGGUCUUUGUGUUCAAGGAGAAGCUAUUAUAUUUUGUUAAAAAAGUGGGGGGUGGGGAACCAAGAGGCCACUGUGCCUUUAUAAAGAAACAAAAUAAAGUUUGUACUUUGUUUUUUA
Messenger RNA from Budorcas taxicolor (takin), 1933 nucleotides. RefSeq names its product transcription factor AP-4 (gene TFAP4). NCBI's taxonomy places the organism in Eukaryota, Metazoa, Chordata, Mammalia, Artiodactyla, Bovidae. Gene Ontology annotation, cellular component: nucleus. The record is from RefSeq and is a predicted model, not a curated record. Gene Ontology annotation, biological process: regulation of transcription by RNA polymerase II. The transcript is spliced from 7 exons. Bases 126 to 1133 code for a protein of 335 amino acids. Gene Ontology annotation, molecular function: RNA polymerase II cis-regulatory region sequence-specific DNA binding; DNA-binding transcription factor activity, RNA polymerase II-specific; protein dimerization activity.